This is a messenger RNA of Planococcus citri (citrus mealybug), 1275 nucleotides long. RefSeq lists its product as uncharacterized. The coding region runs from base 353 to 1114 and encodes 253 amino acids. NCBI's taxonomy places the organism in Eukaryota, Metazoa, Arthropoda, Insecta, Hemiptera, Pseudococcidae. The transcript has 4 exons. The record is from RefSeq and is a predicted model, not a curated record.
UUUUUCAAAAAAUAUGUAUCUACACAGCUAAACAAAUGUCUCAAAAGUAAUGAGUAAGAAUAACUUUCACUAGAAGAAGAAUCAAAAAUUUUUAAAUGGUCUAGAUUUUUGAUAUUUCUGAAAAAAUUGUAAGCUUUAGGUUCCUAAGAAAAAAAAAAAAAAAAAAAUAGUCAGACUUGAAACAAAUUUGAUAAAGAUGAGAGAAAUCAUUUGGAUUGAAUCAUCAUAUAUAUAUGAUGCUGACGAGACACAAUUUAAUGAUUUCAGUCAUGGUCCAGCACUUCAAUGUUGACACCUGCAAAAUUUGAAUUCAGGAGUAAAAUGAUUCAGAACAUUAGUUACGCAUAAUGAAAUGCAAAUUAAUCUAACUAAUAUCACCGGAAUUGAUUAUCUGAUGGUAAGCAAGUUGUUUAUUCCUACACACAUAUGUGCCCAAAUUGUGAAGAAUUACAUUGAAAACAAGUUCCAUCACUGUAUAAUCAAAUCCUUUUUCUACCCGAAGUUCCAAAAAAUGAUUUUCAUUGCUGGUUUUAUAUCAACGCUCAUUUAUUCUUUAACUGUAGCUGAUAAUUUUCAACAUUCAUCCACGGGUGAUUAUCGCGUAGAAUGGAAAGAAUUCGCACCUUGUCCACCUGAGAAAAGAGGAACCAAUGAAGUUUUCACCGAUAUUCAUUUGACUAAAAGGCAUCAAGGUUUGACAGAAAUUGUUGGAAAAACAAUACUUCUUAUACCUUUUGAUGAUAACAUAACCGUCAAUGUGAAUUUCAAUAUCCUUGGUUCCAAUUCAGCAUGGUUACCAAAUGCAUAUCAUUUACCAGUGCCAAAAGCCUGUUCUUCGAUGAUACGUCUUCUAGGAGAAGGUUGGGUAGGAUACAUGAAAAAUAUGGGCAUGGUCCCGAAAUGUCCUGUUCCAAAAGGUGUUUACGAACUCAAAGGUUACGAUGUGAAUAACAUGAUACGAGGCAAUGUACUUCCAAAGGAGUUCAUUUAUGGCCGAUAUAAAAUCAUAAUCGAGUACGUAAGGUCUGGGAAAUUAGUUGGAUGUGUUUAUACCAUCAUACAAGCUGUUCCUGCUUGGCAAAGAAAAACCAAGAAAAAUGAUCAUUCGGGAUAAAAUUAGAGAUGAUCAUUUUAUUGCUUGGCAUAGCAAAUCAGCAAUCAGUUGUCAUAUUCGAAUCAUCUUCAAAAAGAAAUUGUUCGAGCGAAUCAAUAAAGAAUAAAAAGCACCAUCAUCUUGAUUAUUCAAACUAUGCAACCCAAAUAGCUGCUGUGUUG